AUGACCUACACAGUUGCAGAUAAAGUCUGCAAAAUGAUCAUUGACAGCGACAGUUGUGAGAAUGUAGUGUCCGAGGAGGUUGUCCAGAAAUUGCAGUUGAAGACAGACCGUCAUCCUAAGCCAUACAAGUUGUCAUGGCUAAAUAAAGGCAGUGAGGUAACAGUUGAUAGGCGAUGCCUCGUGCCUUUUUCAAUUGGUAGAAAAUAUUUCGAUAAUGCCUGGUGUGAUGUUGUGUCUAUGGAUGCGUUUCAUGUAUUGUUGGGUCGACCUUGGCAGUAUGACCACAGUGUCAUUCAUGAUGGAUGGAAGAAUACGUAUUCCCUUAACAUCAAGGGAAAAAAGAUUGUGUUGGUGCCUCGGCGGGAAGGACUCACUCCUACCCCGGAAGCCAAUAAUACUAACCUGCUUUCCAUGUCCAGGUUUUUAGAUGAGAUUGAGCAUGGAGACAUGGUCUAUGCUUUAUUACCUUGCAAGAAUAGUGCAGUAGAUGUGGAUACAGAUUUACCAGUAGAGGUGCAACGGCUGCUAGCAGAGUUCUCUAACUUGAUGCCAGAGGAUCUUCCUCCUAGGCUACCGCCUAUGAGGGAUAUUCAGCAUCAAAUGGACCUUGUUCCUGGGUCAAGUUUUCCAAAUCGACCAGCAUAUUGCCUCAUUCCUAAGGAGUCUGAAGAGUUGCAGCGACAGGUGGUAGAGUUGUUGGAGAGGGGCUAUAUCCGAGAGAGUAUGAGCCCAUGUGCCGUCCCUGCCCUGCUAGUGCCAAAGAAAGAUGGUUCUUAG
Molecule: messenger RNA, 777 nt
Organism: Carya illinoinensis
Lineage: Eukaryota; Viridiplantae; Streptophyta; Magnoliopsida; Fagales; Juglandaceae
Exons: 1
Coding region: 1-777 (258 amino acids)
Source: RefSeq, a predicted model, not a curated record